This is a messenger RNA of Naegleria gruberi, 1272 nucleotides long. RefSeq lists its product as uncharacterized. The transcript has a single exon. NCBI's taxonomy places the organism in Eukaryota, Heterolobosea, Eutetramitea, Acrasida, Naegleriidae. The record is from RefSeq and is a predicted model, not a curated record. Bases 1 to 1272 code for a protein of 423 amino acids.
AUGACUCCACAAGUUGAUGAAGAAUUUAAUGAUGAUUACCAAGAAUACGUCACUGAUGAAGAGGAAAAAUAUGGAUUUUGGUAUUAUGGAGAUUUAGCUGAUCUCAACAUUGCGGAUUCUGAUGAUGAUGAUGAAGAAGACUUUGAUGAUAUUUAUUAUGAAAAUGAUGAUGAUGAUUCCGAUACUAAAUGUCAACGAGUGGUGCUAUCAAAUGAUAAACUGCUAAAGUGUGAACAGUUAGAAAGGAGCAAGCAAGAUCCGAAAGCACCAUGGACUGUGAGUUUGAUUCAUGCUACGAGUCGAUAUCGAUUAUUCUUUAUUGAUGGAAUAAGGGAUUAUUUCUACAUGUUGUGUACCUUAAAGUGGGUGUUGGUUUCAUUUGAGGAAUUAUUUAAUGGAAAAGAGAGAAAUGGAGUCGAAUUUAAUAGAAUAUUGUGUGGCAGUGCUAAGGACACAAUAUUUGAAAUGAGUGAUGGGAGUUUGUACGGUUUUCAUAAAUCAUUUAGAGUACCUUAUUGCUGGGAAAAGCUGGAGUUGAUGAGUCGUCAGAUUGAAAUGAUUUCAGCAACCAUGUAUAGUGAUGAAAUCUGUUUUGUGAAAGAGGACGAACCCUCUACAUUGUACUUGUACUCAAGACCUCAAGCACAAACUUUCAAAAUACCAACUUUUGUUAAAAUUGCUAAAUUAUUCUCCCCAUACAACCAUGUCAUCAUUGAUUCUGAGAAUAGAUAUUUAAAAUUAUUGGAGGAUAAUUCAUCAUUGGAAUAUAUUUCUACACCAUUUGAAAAGAUUAGCCCAAUUAAGCAACUUGUGGGAAGUUACUUUUUCAGCAUUGCUCUUUUGGAGAAUGGAACAGUUUGGGCAAGAGGCGAUAUUCAGGUAUUUACAAGAUAUAAUGACACUUAUUAUCAAAUAGAUAUUUCUUUACCAAAUAUUGUAUCAGUGAAUGCUUUUGGGUUGUAUGGAGUUAUUUCAACACCCUCAUUUCAUAUAGUCUUUGGAAAUGUGCAUGUUGAUAAUAUUCAGAGAAUGAAACUAAAAAGACACAAUAUCAAGAUGAAAAAUUUGAAUAUCAUCGAGACAGAGAAUAAGUAUUUCAGUGUGGAAGGGUCAGAAAACAUGUUUGUAUAUAGAAAGACCCACAAUCCAAUACUAUUAUUCUCAAAACAAGGUUUACAACUUUUCAGAAUAAGAUUGUGUGAGAGUUUACAAUCUUCUGUUUAUUAUGAUAUUUCAUUCAAAUGCUUAUCAUAUUCAUUGUAUGAUAACUAG